Molecule: messenger RNA, 5576 nt
Organism: Stegastes partitus (bicolor damselfish)
Lineage: Eukaryota; Metazoa; Chordata; Actinopteri; Pomacentridae
Product: clathrin heavy chain 1-like
Exons: 33
Coding region: 302-5356 (1684 amino acids)
Biological process (GO): intracellular protein transport; receptor-mediated endocytosis; clathrin coat assembly
Cellular component (GO): clathrin coat of coated pit; extracellular exosome; clathrin complex
Molecular function (GO): structural molecule activity; clathrin light chain binding
Source: RefSeq, a predicted model, not a curated record
GGCUCUGAGCUGUUUCCGCCGCCAUUGCGGAUUUUGGACAGAAGAUCAGCCGCUGCUAUCCAUCGAUGCAGUGCAGAAAGCACACGCAGAAGGGGGACGUAUUUCACAUUUUUACUGAUACCAGGUUUCGAAAAUACGACUAGCAACGCAGCAUAUCGUCUUUUUUUUUCAUCGUAUUAUCGUUUUCACCGACUGGCUCCGACCUACACUGAGGAGGUCGUAGCUAGCGCGGUGCUACUACCGAGCUAGCUAGCUGCACGGCUAGAAUUUCAGGACUCCCGAGAAGCUCAAGGAAACAACCAUGGCUCAAAUACUCCCUAUCCGCUUCCAGGAGCACCUGCAGCUCCAGAACUUGGGGAUCAACCCAGCCAACAUUGGAUUCAGCACUCUCACCAUGGAGUCUGACAAGUUCAUCUGUAUAAGGGAGAAAGUGGGUGAGCAGGCCCAGGUUGUCAUCAUUGACAUGGCUGACCCCAACAAUCCCAUCCGUCGCCCCAUCUCUGCCGACAGCGCUAUCAUGAACCCAGCCAGCAAAGUUAUUGCCCUCAAAGCCGCAAAGACCCUGCAAAUCUUUAACAUCGAGAUGAAGAGCAAGAUGAAGGCUCAUACGAUGACAGAUGAUGUGACCUUCUGGAAGUGGAUCUCCCUCAACACUGUUGCCCUGGUCACAGACAACGCAGUGUACCAUUGGAGCAUGGAAGGUGACUCUCAGCCAAUCAAAGUCUUUGACCGUCACUCCAGCCUGGCAGGCUGCCAGAUCAUCAACUACCGCACUGAUGCCAAACAGAAGUGGUUGCUGCUCAUAGGCAUUUCAGCACAGCAAAACCGUGUUGUCGGAGCCAUGCAGUUGUAUUCAGUGGACAGGAAGGUGUCUCAGCCUAUUGAGGGGCAUGCCGCCGGCUUUGCACAGUUCAAGAUGGAGGGCAACACUGAGGAAUCAACUCUGUUUUGCUUUGCUGUGCGAGGACAGGCUGGAGGAAAACUCCAUAUCAUUGAAGUUGGGACUCCACCAACUGGGAAUCAACCAUUUCCAAAAAAAGCUGUGGAUGUGUUCUUUCCUCCAGAAGCGCAAAAUGACUUUCCUGUUGCCAUGCAGAUCAGUUCCAAGCAAGAUGUGGUCUUCCUCAUCACCAAAUAUGGCUACAUCCACCUGUAUGACCUUGAGACUGGAACUUGUAUCUACAUGAACAGGAUCAGUGGGGAGACUAUUUUUGUCACAGCCCCUCAUGAACCUACUGCUGGUAUCAUUGGAGUCAACCGGAAAGGACAGGUGUUGUCAGUGUGCGUGGAGGAGGAAAACAUCAUUCCCUACAUCACCAAUGUGCUCCAGAACCCAGACCUGGCUCUCCGCAUGGCUGUGCGAAACAACCUUGCCGGUGCUGAGGAGCUGUUUGCCCGCAAGUUUAACACCCUCUUUGCAGCAGGGAAUUACUCAGAAGCUGCCAAGGUGGCGGCCAAUGCGCCCAAGGGUAUCCUACGGACCCCAGACACCAUCCGUAGGUUCCAAAGUGUUCCAGCCCAACCAGGCCAGACGUCUCCCUUGCUCCAAUACUUUGGCAUUUUGCUGGACCAGGGCCAGCUUAAUAAGUUUGAGUCUUUGGAGCUUUGCAGACCCGUUCUUCAGCAGGGCCGCAAGCAGCUACUAGAGAAAUGGCUAAAGGAGGACAAGCUGGAAUGUUCCGAGGAGCUUGGAGACUUGGUGAAGUCAGUAGAUCCUACUCUUGCCCUCAGUGUCUACCUCAGAGCCAACGUCCCCAAUAAGGUCAUUCAGUGCUUUGCAGAGACUGGCCAGUUUCAGAAGAUUGUCCUCUAUGCUAAGAAGGUGGGCUACACUCCAGACUGGAUCUUUCUGCUAAGGAAUGUAAUGCGGAUCAGUCCAGAGCAGGGCCUUCAGUUCUCCCAGAUGCUGGUUCAGGAUGAGGAGCCACUUGCUGACAUUACACAGAUUGUUGAUGUGUUCAUGGAGUACAACCUGAUCCAGCAGUGCACAUCCUUCCUACUAGAUGCCCUGAAGAACAACAGACCCAUGGAAGGACCACUGCAGACACGCCUGCUGGAAAUGAAUUUGGUCCACGCACCACAGGUUGCAGAUGCCAUCCUGGGCAAUCAGAUGUUCACUCACUAUGAUCGCGCUCAUGUGGCACAGCUGUGUGAGAAGGCCGGUCUCCUGCAGAGGGCGCUGGAACAUUAUACUGACUUGUAUGACAUUAAACGUGCUGUGGUGCACACACAUCUUCUUAAUCCAGAGUGGUUGGUGAAUUUCUUUGGCUCUCUCUCUGUGGAGGACUCUCUGGAGUGUCUGAGGGCCAUGUUGUCUGCUAACAUUCGCCAGAACCUGCAGAUCUGUGUGCAGGUUGCUUCCAAGUACCAUGAACAGCUUACUACUCAGUCCCUCACUGAACUUUUUGAGUCAUUCAAGAGCUUUGAGGGUUUGUUCUACUUCUUGGGCUCUAUUGUGAACUUCAGCCAGGAUCCAGAGGUCCAUUUCAAAUAUAUCCAGGCUGCCUGCAAAACAGGCCAAAUCAAAGAGGUGGAGAGAAUCUGCAGAGAAAGCAACUGCUACGACCCUGAACGUGUGAAGAACUUCCUCAAGGAAGCUAAGCUCACUGACCAGCUGCCUUUAAUCAUUGUGUGCGACCGCUUUGAUUUUGUUCAUGACCUGGUCCUGUACCUGUACCGCAACAGCCUGCAGAAAUACAUUGAGAUCUACGUGCAGAAGGUGAACCCAAGCCGUCUGCCCGUAGUCAUUGGAGGGUUAUUGGAUGUAGACUGCGCCGAAGAUGUGAUUAAGAACCUGAUCAUGGUGGUGAGAGGACAGUUCUCCACAGAUGAACUGGUUGCUGAAGUGGAGAAAAGAAAUCGACUGAAGUUGCUGCUGCCUUGGUUAGAGGCUCGUAUUCAUGAAGGUUGUGAGGAACCUGCUACCCACAACGCUUUAGCCAAGAUCUACAUCGACAGCAACAACAACCCCGAGCGCUUUUUGAGGGAGAACCCCUUUUAUGACAGCCGUGUGGUGGGAAAGUACUGUGAGAAAAGGGACCCUCACCUGGCUUGUGUGGCUUAUGAAAGAGGACAGUGUGACCAGGAACUCAUUCAUGUGUGCAAUGAGAACUCACUGUUCAAGAGUCUGUCCCGCUACCUUGUACGUCGCAAGAACCCUGAGCUGUGGGCAAGUGUGCUGCUGGAGACCAACAACUACAGAAGACCACUCAUUGACCAGGUUGUCCAGACAGCCUUAUCAGAGACCCAGGAUCCAGAGGAGGUGUCUGUCACAGUCAAGGCCUUCAUGACAGCCGACCUCCCCAAUGAGCUUAUUGAGCUCCUGGAAAAGAUUGUUCUGGAUAAUUCCGUAUUUAGUGAGCACAGAAACCUCCAGAAUCUGCUUAUUCUGACAGCCAUUAAAGCUGAUCGGACACGUGUAAUGGAGUACAUUAACCGUUUGGACAAUUACGAUGCCCCAGACAUUGCAAACAUUGCCAUCAGCAAUGAACUGUUUGAGGAGGCCUUUGCAAUUUUUAGGAAAUUUGAUGUCAACACUUCUGCUGUGCAGGUUCUGAUUGAACACAUUGGUAACCUGGACAGAGCUUAUGAAUUUGCUGAGCGCUGUAAUGAGCCCCCAGUUUGGAGUCAGCUGGCAAAGGCCCAGCUUCAGAAGGGCCUGGUCAAAGAAGCCAUUGAUUCCUACAUCAAGGCUGAUGACCCAUCUGCUUACAUGGAGGUCGGACAAGCUGCCGCACAAAGCGGAAACUGGGAGGACCUUGUAAAGUUUCUGCAGAUGGCCCGCAAGAAGGCCCGCGAGUCGUACGUAGAAACAGAGCUAAUCUUUGCCCUGGCCAAGACCAACCGCCUGGCUGAGCUGGAAGAGUUUAUCAACGGGCCCAACAAUGCUCACAUUCAACAAGUAGGUGAUCGUUGCUAUGACGACAAGAUGUACGAGGCAGCUAAACUGCUUUACAACAACGUGUCCAAUUUCGGCCGUCUGGCCUCCACUCUGGUGCACCUGGGAGAAUACCAGGCGGCUGUGGAUGGAGCCCGCAAAGCCAAUAGCACCCGCACCUGGAAGGAGGUGUGUUUUGCUUGUGUAGAUGGGAAGGAAUUCCGUCUUGCCCAAAUGUGUGGCCUGCAUAUUGUCGUCCACGCCGAUGAACUGGAGGAGCUAAUCAACUACUACCAGGACCGUGGCUACUUUGAGGAGCUGAUCACCAUGCUGGAGGCUGCCCUGGGGCUGGAGCGCGCUCACAUGGGUAUGUUCACUGAGUUGGCCAUCCUCUACUCCAAAUUCAAACCCCAGAAGAUGAGGGAACACUUGGAGCUCUUCUGGUCCCGUGUCAACAUUCCAAAGGUUCUCAGGGCAGCCGAGCAGGCUCACCUCUGGGCAGAGCUGGUGUUCCUUUACGACAAGUACGAGGAAUAUGAUAAUGCCAUCAUCACCAUGAUGAACCACCCAGCUGAUGCCUGGAAAGAGGGCCAGUUCAAAGAUAUUGUCACCAAGGUGGCCAAUGUGGAGCUCUACUACAAGGCCGUCCAGUAUUAUCUGGAGUACAAACCUUUGUUACUGAACGACCUGCUCAUCGUCCUCUCUCCUAGACUGGAUCACACACGCGCUGUCAACUUCUUCAGCAAGGUCAAACAGCUGCCUCUGGUUAAACCUUACCUAAGGUCUGUCCAGAAUCACAACAACAAGUCAGUGAAUGAGGCACUUAACAACCUCUUCAUCAUUGAGGAAGACUAUGCGGCGCUGCGUACCUCCAUCGAUGCUUAUGACAACUUUGACAACAUCUCGCUGGCCCAGGGCCUGGAGAAGCAUGAGCUGAUUGAAUUCCGGAGGAUCGCAGCCUACCUUUUCAAGGGAAACAACCGCUGGAAACAGAGUGUCGAGCUCUGCAAGAAGGACAAGCUCUACAAGGAUGCCAUGCAGUACGCAUCAGAGUCCAAAGACACCGAGCUGGCAGAGGAGCUCCUGGCUUGGUUCCUGAAGGAAGACAAGAAGGAGUGUUUUGCUGCCUGCCUAUUCACCUGCUACGACCUGCUGCGGCCCGAUGUGGUGUUGGAGACUGCCUGGCGACACAACAUCAUGGACUUUUCCAUGCCAUACUUCAUCCAGGUCAUGAGGGAGUAUCUCAGUAAGGUUGAUGCGAUAAAGGAAAAGGUCGACAAACUCGAAGCCUCUGAGUCUCUGAGGAAACAGGAGGAGCAGGCUACAGAGUCUCAACCCAUCGUUUAUGGCACACCCCAGCUCAUGCUCACAGCAGGGCCCAACGUGGCUGUGCCUCCACAGCAGGCCUACGGCUACGGCUACACAGCAGCUCCAGGCUAUGGCCAGCCACCACAGCCCAGCUUCGGUUAUGGCAUGUGAACACCCAACAAACCCCCCCACCACAAUUUGACCCCACACCUUCCUUCCAUCUGUCCUUCUCUCUUUGUGUUCCUCACCAGCUUCCCAUGGUCUUCUACUCACAACAGGGGCCACAAGCAAGCAACAGCCCACUCUCGUUUUGAGUACUAUUUUUUUAUUAUGUUGUCGUGUUACAAGAGAAAACAUUUAACUGCAUUGAAGGACUUUUAUUUGUAUUGUU